Calidris pugnax (ruff) is the source of this 662-nucleotide messenger RNA. RefSeq names its product nuclear RNA export factor 1 (gene NXF1). The transcript has 5 exons. NCBI's taxonomy places the organism in Eukaryota, Metazoa, Chordata, Aves, Charadriiformes, Scolopacidae. Gene Ontology annotation, biological process: poly(A)+ mRNA export from nucleus. The record is from RefSeq and is a predicted model, not a curated record. The annotation marks the transcript as partial. Gene Ontology annotation, molecular function: RNA binding. Gene Ontology annotation, cellular component: nucleus; cytoplasm.
GGCUGAUGGAGGUGCCAUGUGUGUGUGUGUCCCCCCCCCUCAACCAGAACACGAUGACCGCGUGGGCGGGCGAAGCUUUUCGGGGCGCAGGAAGAAAGGCCGCGGCCCGUUCCGGGGGAAGAUGUACAGCGAGAUGAACCAUCGCUCCCGCAGCCGCGGCGGCCCCGGCCUUCGCGCCCGCCUGGAGGAAGAUGAUGGCGACGUCCCCAUGAGCGAGGCCCACGACGGGCCCCGCAACCGAUAUUUGCCCUACGGGCCGCGACCCAACCGCUCGACCAACAUCCACAUCACGGUGAGGAGAGACGUCCCCACCCCGGAGCGAAGCGGCGGCACCAGUCGCGAGGGGGGGCGGCGGAACUGGUUCAAGAUCACCAUCCCCUACGGAAAAAAAUACGACAAAUCCUGGCUCCUGAGCUCCAUCCAGAACCUUUGCAGCGUCCCCUUCACCCCCGUCGAGUUCCACUACGACCACAACCGGGCCCAGUUCUACGUGGAAGACGCCACCACCGCCAGCGCCCUCAAACAGGUCUCCCGCAAAAUCACCGACCGCGAUAAUUACAAAGUGGUGAUAAUUAUCAACUCCUCCGCCCCCCCACAGUCCCUCCAAAACGAGCUGAAACCCGAGGAGAUCGAGCAACUCAAGCUCUGCAUGAGCAAGAGAU